ACCGCAUGAUCGGCACUGGUAUCUUCUCCACGCCCAGCAGUAUCCUGGCCCUGAGCGGAAGCGUGGGCUUGGCCCUCUUCAUCUGGGUCGCCGGCAUGCUCAUCGCCGCCGCCGGUAUGGCCGUCUACCUGGAGUUUGGCACCGGCCUGCCGCGCAACGGCGGCGAGAAGAACUACCUCGAAUUCGUCUACACCAAGCCCAAGUUCUUGGUCACGGGCUUCUACACUGGCUACGUUAUCCUGCUCGGCUGGGCCGGAUCCAACUCGGUUGCUUUCGGCGAGUACAUCCUCAACGCUGCCGACGUCGAGGUGAACCGCUGGAACCAGCGCGGCAUCGGUCUCGCCUGCGUCACUGUCGCGUUCCUGAUCCACGGCCUUGCGCUCAAAUGGGGUCUGCGGCUAUUGAACGUCCUCGGCAUAAUCAAGCUCGUCAUCCUGCUUAUCAUCAUCAUUUCCGGAUUUGCUGCGCUGGGCGGACACCUCAAGAUCGACAAGCCGGACAACUUCACCAACGCAUUCUCGGGCACGACGGGAUCCCCAUACGGCGUCGUGACGGCCCUGUACAACGUCAUCUGGAGUUACAUCGGCUACAGCAACGCCAACUACGCCAUGUCCGAGAUGAAGAACCCGGUGCGCACCAUCAAGAUCGCGGCCCCGGUCGCCAUCAUCUGCGUCGGCAUCAUGUACAUGCUGGCCAACAUUGCCUAUUUCGCCGCGGUCCCGCGCGAGGAAAUCGCCAACAGCGGGCGCAUCCUGGCCGCGUCCUUCUUCCGCAACGUCUUCGGGCCCAAGGCCGAAAAGGCCCUGAGUGUUUUCGUCGCCCUCUCGGCGUUCGGCAACGUCCUCUCCGUCAUCUUCUCCCAGGGCCGUCUGGUGCAGGAACUCGGCCGCGAGGGCAUCCUGCCCUUUUCCGGCUUCUUUGCCAGCAACAAGCCCUUUAACGCGCCCUUUACCGGCCUGUUUGAGCACUGGAUCGUCUCAGUCAUCAUCAUGCUCGCGCCGCCGCCCGGCGACGCCUACAACUUCAUACUGAACGUCAUCUCCUACCCCCUCGCCAUCGUCAACGUCUUCGUCGCCGGCGGCCUCAUCCACCUCUACCUUCACCGCGACGCCUUCAACUGGCACCCGCCCUUCAGCGCGACGCUGCCCGUCACCAUCUUCUUCCUGCUCAGCAACAUCUACCUGGUCGUCGCGCCGUACGUGCCGCCCGACACGCCCGACCAGAACGUCUACGAGAGUCUGCCCUACUACCUGCACUGCGUCGUCGGCACCGGCGUCAUCCUCGCCGGCGGCGUCUACUGGUGUGUUUGGGCGAAGCUGCUGCCCUGGCUCGGCGGCUAUAAGCUCCGUAAGGAAACGUUUGAGAGCGAGGAUGGCUGGACGAGAAGUGUGUUUGUUAAGGAGAAGAGGGGGGAGUAAAAUGAAGGGGGGAAGUACAAAGAGGGGGCUGGUACAAAGAGCUGUUAAAAGAGCAGGAGUGUAAAAAAGGGAUUCCUUUCUGUGUGGGUGUGCUCAGCCGCUUUUUUUUUCAACACACAUGGGCUGGGCACGCGAGGGCGAGGGCGGGUUCGGGGUAAUGUGUUAUGAUGUCAUGAUACCCAUUUGGCUUAGGGCUGCUGCUGCUAUUGCUGCUGCUACUGCUAUUUCAACAGAUUAGGUUAGGUUAGAUUAAUAUGCUUGUUAUGGACGA
Molecule: messenger RNA, 1689 nt
Organism: Aplosporella prunicola CBS 121167
Lineage: Eukaryota; Fungi; Ascomycota; Dothideomycetes; Botryosphaeriales; Aplosporellaceae
Exons: 4
Coding region: 6-1418 (470 amino acids)
Biological process (GO): amino acid transmembrane transport
Cellular component (GO): membrane
Molecular function (GO): L-amino acid transmembrane transporter activity
Source: RefSeq, a predicted model, not a curated record